Bombina bombina (fire-bellied toad) is the source of this 4074-nucleotide messenger RNA. It is a transcript of the gene TMEM67, whose product is annotated as transmembrane protein 67. The record is from RefSeq and is a predicted model, not a curated record. Gene Ontology annotation, biological process: cilium assembly. NCBI's taxonomy places the organism in Eukaryota, Metazoa, Chordata, Amphibia, Anura, Bombinatoridae. Gene Ontology annotation, cellular component: MKS complex; ciliary transition zone.
CAUGGAGACGGGGAAGCGGUUCUUUGCAGAGUACCAAGCUGUGUACUCAGUCCUUGGUCUGUGCUUGGCCGUGUUAUGUGCUUCAUGCUCCGGUCAAAGUUAUUCUAUUCCCCUUCAGCAAUCUGGAGACUGCGGAGCCCAGCAUUACUUUCACCAAGGGAGCUUAUCGUGUGAGCCGUGUCCGGAUACUCAAAGGCCCAGCCAGGAUGGUACCUCAUGUGUAUGCCUUUCUGGAUAUAAACUUACAUCUAACAACGUCCAUUUUGGCAACUGUGAGAAAUGCCCCGAGAGUAUGGGUGUCACCACAGAUGGCUGGAAUUGUAUUGCAUGUCCUGGUGGGUUAACCUCCGAAGGGAAAUGCCAAUGUCCUCCUGGAAAAAUUCUAGUGGAAAUGGAUGUGAAUGGCAGCUUACUUCAAGAAGCCUAUUGUGUUGAAUGUGAACCAUCUUUCACAGCUCCUAACAUUUUUGGAAACAGGUGUGAAAGAUGUCAUCAAACACUUAUCAACAGAACUAAAUCAUGCAGCUGUGGCCAACCAAAUAUUAUGACUGGUGGCAUGUGUUUCAGUGAAGUAGCACAUUUUCUGUCCAGGGUUCUUCCCACCAUACGUUAUGGGCAGUUGGGGUUAUCGCUAAGAUCGGAAUGGUUUUCCAUGCACUUACAAGCAGCAGCAGCAGCUUGCCUGCUCUACACCAAUCAAACAGCUUGCCAAGCUCUAGGCAACAUGUGUGUGAUGAACAUGCAUUCGGUAACCUCUCCUACAGCUGAUGCGUGUGGUCUCUUUCGCUACGUGGUUACGAAUACAGCUGGUGUGGGAGCUGUCCAUUCCAUUUCUUUCUGGAGACCAAAUCUUCCAUGGCUUUAUUAUGGCGAUCAGCCAGGCUUAGCAUCUCGAAUCCUUACAGCUUCUCCUUUUCCUACAACCUACAAUUUUAAAGGAGAAAACACAAAAUUACAUUUCCUAGCAGCUCUGUAUGAUUUAAGAGGGAAUUUCUUGAGAUGGCAAAGUUUGAAUGGAGGUCUGUUGCAGCUUUGUCCUGACGUUACAUCCCGAUUGGAUGCUGCAUUUACUUUUGGAACAACUUAUGAACAAAAUUGUGAAAUUUCCCUCUCCAAGAUCUUGAAUGAGUAUGUGGAGCCUGUUUUCUUUGAUGUGUUUCUGACCUACUUCGGAAGUGAUGGAAAACAGAAUCUCUGGGCCAUUCCAAUUUUAAAUUUAAAUCUUCAGUACAAUGAACUUUUUGUAAAUCAGGGAAAUAAUGUCAAUAAUUGGCUUUUGACAAGAAGACUUUUUUUGUAGACACUGUUGGCGGGUAGAGAAAACUCACUUACAAACCUGCCAAGGGUAGUCAGAAUUGCUAGCAAAAUUUCAAUAAGUUUUUACGCACUGUGCACCAAUAAACCACAUCAGUCUUGUGUCCUAGCACUCCACAAAGGAGAAAUCUACCCACCCCUGAUUACAGUGGAAUACUCUGAUGUUCAGGUGUAUAACCCAGAUAGCCAGUCUGUAAAGGUCUCAUUUACAGUCCAUUAUGAAAUGAGGCAAGCAGAUGCACUUAUCCAAACUGAUGUGGCCGUGGGUGUGCUUAGUGCCCUGGCUGUGCUUUGGUCACUUCUGAAAACUGCAGCUUGGAAAAGAAGGAUUGGCAGCCAGUUAAUUGACUUACAUACUGUGAUACACUUCUUGAUAUUUUAUGCUGGGGCCUUGGCCGAUGUUUUCUUCGUUGUGACAGUAGGCACUGGAUUUUACUGGCUCGUCUUAUUCAAGGGACAGCAGUAUGUGUCAGUUCUAUUGCCUCUACCUGUAGAAGAAAAGAACUUUGUUACUUACGUUGGAUGUGCUUUUGCUCUAAAGGGUAUUCAGCUGCUGCAAAUACUCAUCUUACAGAUUUCAGUAGAUAUAUUCUUCAUUGACUGGGAGAGACCAAAAGGCCGAACUAUAAAAUCUGAAGGGGGAACAAAGAGUACCUCAGUACCUGUAAGCAUCUGGAGGACAUACUUUGUGGCCAAUGAAUGGAAUGAAAUUCAGACUGUGCGCAAAAUAAAUCCUCUCUUUCAAGUUCUUGCUGUUUUGUUCUUGUUGGAGAUUGUUGGUUUUAAAAAUUUAGCCUUAAUGGAUUCCUCAUCCAGUCUGUCAAGAAACUUUGAAGAUUACAUAGCUCCAUGGAGUCGCAUUUUGAGAUAUGGAGUGUCUACAUUACUAUGGCUCAGCAUUGGCUUUUUACAAAUCCUCUUCUUCUCUGGCAUUUAUGAAAGAUUUGUGGAAGACAAAAUAAGGCAAUUUGUUGACUUAUGCUCCAUGAGUAAUAUAUCUGUGUUUCUUUUGUCACACAAAUGCUUUGGGUAUUAUAUCCAUGGUCGAUCUGUUCAUGGACAUUCUGAUACUAACAUGGAAGAAAUGAAUGUUAAUUUAAAGAGAGAAGCAGAAAAUAUGUGCAGUCAAAGAGGUCUGCAACCAAAUACAGAUAUUCAGACAUUUCAGAUUUCAAUUUCAAACAGAACAAGAAUGCACUUUGACCGCAUUCAUGACUUUUUGACAAAGAGGAGUGGCCCUUCGAGGUUUCUGCAGACGGUCUCCACCUCUUCUGAGCAAAGUACAAGGGCAUACCAUACAAUGAAUAAAUUCCUAAGUUCCUUUAUUGAUCAUGCUUUUAAAGAUAUGGACUAUUUUGUGAAAAAUAAACUCCUCCUUGAACGAAUUCUUAACAUGGAAUUUAUGGAGCCAAUGGAUAAAAGCAUCUUCUAUAACGAUGAAAGUUACUCAUUCAGCAAUGUCCUCUUCUAUGGGAACGAGUUGACACUCCUAAUCUUUGAUGCCCUUUUUUUUUCUAUUGUUGAUAUAACUUCACAAAAUUUUGUUUUGGCUGCAGUUCUCACAUACCUGCAGCAAGAGUUUUUCCGUAUGCUUCGGAGUGCUGUUGGUCAGAAGAACUUGGCAUCAAAAACUCUAAUAGAUCAAAGAUUUUUGAUUUAAGCACAAGAGAAUUGUCUAAAGGGGAUCAAUGAAAAAAGUGUUUACAACCUUUUGUAAUGUGUAUUGCACAUAAUAAGAAUAUUUUGUAUAAUUACCAGGUACCAUAUUUAUUUUAUGAUGGUUCCCGGAACCAUUAAAAACAGUUCUGUCUGUUAUUCUUCUAAAUGUAAAAAGUGUUAGGUCGGAAGUGUAUGGUAACAGUUCUUACCCCCUUCUUACACACUACAUCGCAAACACACCAAUGUCUCCAUGUACGAAGCAGCAUAAGCUGCUCCGAAGCCCUUGCAGGGCAGGUUCGCACGACCGCUGCUUCUUACACUUUUCACCAUCUCUAAGGUGGCGAAGAGAAAUCACUGAUUGACAGUCCCUUCUCUUGCGUGAUUGGGCAGGCAUUACACACUCAGCGGAGUGUGUAAUGCUGCAUACGGGCCAGUAGACGAACAGAUCAGCUGCCCGUAUGCAGCAAAGGCGUGCAGGCAGCUUCUCAAGUUGAGAAUAUGUCUGCACACCUUUUAAUACAUGGGGGCCACAAAAGCGCCCUUUACCAAGCAGCAUGUAUGAAACAGAAGUUUCUCCUCCUUCAUCAUUGCGCAUGCUUAAUGUGAUGUCACUACAUUUCAAAUCACCAUCACAAAUAUGUUUGGAAUGCGGUGAUCUUACAUAGCGCAUGCGUACUGCACGGGUAGCUUAUUCUGACAAAGGAGAAAUUUGCCAACCUAUGUCUCUGUGACUGCAAGUAAGCAGUCACAGAGGUAGGUUAUUCUGACGGAUGUUCUCAGAGUGUAAAUAGUAAACUUAUAAUAAUGGAAGAGGCAGCUGGAAAUACAUUGUUUGCCUUACAAAACUGAAGAGUGUAAAAAAGUAAGGUUAUAAUGACAGAAGAAUGUAAAAAGAUCAAAAUACAUUUUUAACUCUUCCGUCAUUAUAAGCUACUACCUUUGUGACUGCGGCCGCCUCCUGAACUUCGCAUGUGCAGUCAUCGUGUAACAAUCACAACAUCCGUCACAAUAAGCUACCAUGUAAAUAAGCUAUAUUUUACUAUGAAAAGCAAAAAGUAUAAACUGGGCUUAAAAACAGUAUUUCAUUAUUCUCCCUCUAAU